Molecule: messenger RNA, 444 nt
Organism: Procambarus clarkii (red swamp crayfish)
Lineage: Eukaryota; Metazoa; Arthropoda; Malacostraca; Decapoda; Cambaridae
Product: activating transcription factor 7-interacting protein 1-like
Source: RefSeq, a predicted model, not a curated record
AUGCUUACCCUGAUCGAGGGCGAGACCCGGGGCGGCGACCUGAUGUCUGAGGAGGACAUCCAGGGCGGCGACCUGAUGUCUGAGGAGGACAUCCAGGGCGGCGACCUGAUGUCUGAGGACACCCUGGGCAGCGACCUGAUGUCUGAGGACACCCAGGGCGGCACCCUGAUGUCUGAGGAGGACAUCCAGGGCGGCGACCUGAUGUCUGAGGACACCCUGGGCAGCGACCUGAUGUCUGAGGACACCCAGGGCGGCACCCUGAUGUCUGAGGAGGACAUCCAGGGCGGCGACCUGAUGUCUGAGGACACCCUGGGCAGCGACCUGACGUCUGAGGACACCCAGGGUGGCGACCUGAUGUCUGAGGACACCCAGGGCGGCGACCUGAUGUCUGAGGACACCCAGGGUGGCGACCUGAUGUCUGAGGACACCAGGGCGGCGACCUGA